AUGGCGCCAGUCAAAAAGCGAUCAAAGAAGCCCAAGUUGCUCUCUAGCUCACGGCCACCGACGGUCAGGACAAACAAGACGAAGCUUUCGUCAAAAGCCACCCGGAACCUCAUUCGCUCCCACCAUCAGCUUAUGAAAUCGAGGGCCCAAGCAGUCGAAGAAGGCAAUGAAGACCUAGUUCGGGAGCUUGACGCGCGCAUUGAAGCAAGCGGCGGCUUAGAAAGCUAUCAGCUUGCUAGCAAACUCGGACAGUCGUUAGAGCGUGGUGGAGAUUCCAGCAAAGUCCUCAUCGACUGGAUCGGUCCCAAUCUGGUUGAGCUGAAGCACUCACCGUUCAAGCUACGAAUGCUCGAAGUCGGAGCUCUCAGCACCAAGAACGCAUGCACCAGAAGCUAUCUCUUCGACGUCACCAGGAUAGAUUUGAAUUCCCAGGAGCCAGGCAUCUUGAAACAGGAUUUCAUGAAAAGGCCUCUUCCCCGCGCUGACAAUGAUCGAUUUCACAUCAUUAGCCUGUCCUUGGUACUUAACUAUGUACCGAGUGCGAUAGGCAGAGGAGACAUGUUAAAGCGGUGUGUAGAGUUUCUCACAGACAAACUCCCGUCGGGCCUAUCCCUUAACAUCCGGCCGAACUUAUUUUUGGUCUUACCCUUGGCCUGCGUCAAAAACUCGCGGUACUUGACGGAGGGAAGGCUGCAAGACAUAUUAUCCAGUAUGGGGUUCGUCUUGGCAAAGAGCAAGGAGACAUCGAAGUUAAUAUUUCAGCUCUGGGAGCACAACGGAAGUUACAAGCCACAGCCAUUCAAAAAGGAGCUGCUGAACCCAGGCACAAUACGUAACAAUUUUGCUAUUAUCGUUCAAUGA
Messenger RNA from Aspergillus clavatus NRRL 1, 861 nucleotides. RefSeq names its product 25S rRNA (adenine2142-N1)-methyltransferase. NCBI's taxonomy places the organism in Eukaryota, Fungi, Ascomycota, Eurotiomycetes, Eurotiales, Aspergillaceae. Gene Ontology annotation, molecular function: rRNA (adenine) methyltransferase activity. Gene Ontology annotation, cellular component: nucleolus. The transcript has a single exon. The record is from RefSeq and is a predicted model, not a curated record. Bases 1 to 861 code for a protein of 286 amino acids.